Messenger RNA from Neospora caninum, 819 nucleotides. Its product is annotated as putative Rab 11b. The transcript is spliced from 3 exons. Bases 1 to 819 code for a protein of 272 amino acids. Gene Ontology annotation, molecular function: GTP binding; GTPase activity. The record is from RefSeq and is a predicted model, not a curated record. Gene Ontology annotation, cellular component: endosome. NCBI's taxonomy places the organism in Eukaryota, Apicomplexa, Conoidasida, Eucoccidiorida, Sarcocystidae.
AUGGCGGCGGGAGGCUCGGAAGACUACGAUCACCUCUACAAAGUGAUUCUCGUCGGAGACGCGACUGUGGGCAAGACGCAUCUUCUCUCGCGCUACAUUCGGGGAACUUUGCCCAAGUCCCCGAAGGCAACCAUCGGCGUCGAAUUCGCCACUCGCACUGUGCCUCUUGCAGUCGGCGGAACCGUCAAAGCACAGGCAAGAAAGGCAGAAAAAAGUGUCUCUUCUCGAAUUCCAAAUCCCGACAGUCACCGCACCAAAGGCUUUAACAUGCUAAGAAACCGAGCGCUCUGUAUAUAUUUGCAGUCAAGGCUGGGUGCGUUGCCUCUUCAGAUAUGGGACACUGCGGGCCAAGAGCGGUAUCGAAGCAUCACGAGUGCGCAUUACCGGCGAGCGGUCGGGGCGUUGCUGGUCUACGACGUGACGCGGAAGUCGACUUUUUUGAACGCCUCCAAGUGGUUGGAGGAGUUGCGGCAAAACUCAGAGCCGGAUAUCGUCAUCAUGAUGGUCGGGAACAAACUCGACUUGGUUGAGAAGGACCCGACAGCCCGAGAUGUCCCCUACGAGCUGGCUGCGAAGUUUGCGCAGGCGAAUGGGCUGUACUUUAGCGAGGCGAGCGCGGUGACUGCAUUCAACGUGAAGCACAUCUUUGAGCAUUUGCUCCAGGAAAUCUACAACCACCGAACACAGGGCGGCGAAGACGCGCCAGGCCGCUCCAACGGGCUCGGCGCAUACAGAGACACCACAGCCCUCGGUGGAGUCCAACUCGCGUCCGCGGGUGCACAUUAUGGACACUCCCAGGCCGCGUCGUGCUGCAGCUAG